UUUAAGCACCAGGCGACACCACGCUGAAAUAACAACAAAAACCCACUGCGAAAUACUCCUACUACUAGCAGUUCUUCGCUGCAGCAGCAUCACACAGAUUUAAGGUUCAAUCUCCAGACAGAAAAUGGCGAACGCGGUGUCGGGCGUGGCGGUGAGCGAGGAGUGCGUGAGGGCGUUCCAGGAGCUGCGGGCGGGGCGGGCGCACCGGUUCGUGGUGUACAAGAUGGACGAUGCCGUGCAGCGGGUGGUGGUGGACAAGGUGGGCGGCCGCGACGCCGGCUUCGACGACCUCGCCGCGGCGCUCCCCGCCGACGACUGCCGCUACGCCGUCUACGACCUCGACUUCACCGUCGGCGACGCCACCGCCAAAGGCGCCGACGGGGAGGCGCCCCGCAGCAAGAUAUUCUUCAUCUCCUGGUCGCCGGCGAGUGCGGAGGUGAAGAGCAAGAUGAUCUACGCCAGCUCCAACGAGGGGUUCAAGAAGGAGCUGGACGGCACGCAGAUCGACGUGCAGGCCACCGACCCCAGCGAGCUCACCCUCGACAUCCUCAAGGACCACGCCACCUAACCAAUCAAGCAAUCCCUCCAGUGUGUAUGAUUGACGGUUCACGCGUGCACGUUACGUGCGUGCUAGUUUUGUGAUGUGCAUGUAUCUUUGCCCUUUUCGAUUGUGUUGUGUGCUUCCAACUGGAUCGUGUCGUCGACCCCAAGAGAAUGAUGAUGAUUUUCCAUUGUACUAUGUGGUGUGCAAAUAAUUGACUCUAUCCUCAAGUGAAACACGUAAUUUUUUCCGAUAAAA
Triticum dicoccoides is the source of this 799-nucleotide messenger RNA. Its product is annotated as actin-depolymerizing factor 3-like. Gene Ontology annotation, biological process: actin filament depolymerization. The transcript has 3 exons. Gene Ontology annotation, cellular component: actin cytoskeleton. Lineage: Eukaryota; Viridiplantae; Streptophyta; Magnoliopsida; Poales; Poaceae. The record is from RefSeq and is a predicted model, not a curated record. Gene Ontology annotation, molecular function: actin binding. The coding region runs from base 125 to 568 and encodes 147 amino acids.